CUUCCCAGAUAAAGAAAAUGGGGUUCAAGUCGGUUGCACAUUAUCUCAUUCAAACCCGGCGUGCACAAACCAAUGUCGAAAAGGUUCCAGAUAAUAGUGAUCAAGUUUCUGCUAAGAGGUCAUUGUCUUGCCCUGCUCCGGAAUUGCCAUCAGAAGAAUCUCCCGAGGUUAAUGAUAAUCAGCUUGUAACAUCAAAGCCUCAUACUGGGGAGGAUGGCUUCAACAGUGAGAACAAAGAAUACAAUGCAAAGCAGAGCCUACUGAGACCAACCUUGAUGUCCAUGAGCAACCGGGAUUUUCGGAGCCGAAUUGUGGGGACAAGAUAGAUGAUGGAAAGGAAUUGGAUUUCAGCAACAAAGAACCUGGUGGUAAUCCUGUGACAUUAGGAAGCAUGCCUGAAAAGAAACUUGCAUUCUCU
Hibiscus syriacus is the source of this 418-nucleotide messenger RNA. RefSeq lists its product as uncharacterized. The record is from RefSeq and is a predicted model, not a curated record. NCBI's taxonomy places the organism in Eukaryota, Viridiplantae, Streptophyta, Magnoliopsida, Malvales, Malvaceae. The transcript is spliced from 2 exons. The coding region runs from base 18 to 326 and encodes 102 amino acids.